Cervus elaphus (red deer) is the source of this 2611-nucleotide messenger RNA. It is a transcript of the gene TMEM41B, whose product is annotated as transmembrane protein 41B. The record is from RefSeq and is a predicted model, not a curated record. The coding region runs from base 268 to 1143 and encodes 291 amino acids. The transcript has 7 exons. Lineage: Eukaryota; Metazoa; Chordata; Mammalia; Artiodactyla; Cervidae. Gene Ontology annotation, cellular component: endoplasmic reticulum membrane.
GGCGGGGACCUUGACUUGUCUCGCGGUUACUGGGCGGGCGCGAGCGCGCGAGCCUUAGGGGGCGGUGCGGGGCGGAGCCUAGCCCGAGUAGGCGCUGCAGAUCUCAGCUCAGCGUCACUGCUCGCGGAGCUGAGGUCGGCUCAGGUGAGGUGGUCGACCCGGAAGUGGCUGUGCUGUGGCCUUUGGGUGUUGUUAGGAUCCUGCAGCGGAGUUGUUGCUAAGGGGGAGCGGCCUCACCCCGCUUCCUCCACCUACCCUGAAACAACCAUGACGAAAGGCAGAGCGGUCGAAAGAUCGCAAACGGCGGCACUCCAUUCGACCCCUCCGGGGGACAAGGCAGCGGGGACGCGGGGUCCCUCGACGCCGGGCAGCAGAGACCACCUGAAAGAGAAAGCCUGUGCAGAAGCUGGCUCAGCACGAAUGUCACUUCUUAUACUGGUGUCCGUUUUCCUGUCUGCGGCUUUUGUUAUGUUUUUGGUAUAUAAAAAUUUUCCUCAGCUUAGUGAAGAAGAAAGAGUGAAUAUGAAGGUUCCCAGAGAUAUGGAUGAUGCCAAGGCUCUAGGAAAAGUUUUAUCCAAAUAUAAGGACACCUUUUAUGUACAAGUACUUGUAGCUUAUUUUGCUACAUAUAUUUUCUUGCAAACAUUUGCUAUUCCGGGCUCUAUAUUUCUCAGUAUACUCUCAGGGUUUCUUUAUCCCUUUCCACUAGCCUUAUUUCUUGUUUGUUUGUGUUCUGGACUCGGUGCCUCAUUCUGCUAUAUGCUCUCCUAUUUAGUUGGGAGGCCAGUUGUAUAUAAAUACCUAACAGAGAAAGCAGUAAAAUGGUCACAACAGGUUGAACGUCACAGAGAACAUCUCAUUAACUACAUUAUAUUUUUGAGAAUAACACCAUUUCUGCCUAAUUGGUUUAUUAAUAUUACAUCUCCUGUGAUAAAUGUGCCCUUGAAAGUUUUCUUUAUUGGCACUUUUCUAGGUGUUGCACCUCCCUCUUUUGUAGCAAUUAAGGCAGGAACAACACUAUACCAGCUUACAACAGCAGGGGAAGCUGUUUCCUGGAACUCAGUAUUUGUUCUAAUGAUUUUGGCUCUUCUUUCUAUUCUGCCAGCCAUCUUCCAGAAAAAACUAAAGCAGAAAUUUGAGUGAAUAAUCCUCUGGGUUUUAGUUUUCCCAUAGUCAUCAUCAUCAUCUCAGGAUUGGCAGGUUUAUGUGUUACAAUCACCUCUUCAGUAAUUGGAACAGGAGUUUGUAAAAUAAAAUUUCUUAUCAGAUGGUUAAAAUAAUGCGUUUAAGUGGCAAAGGAGAGAAGAAAGUAAAAGUGGAAAUUGGUAUACAUACUAUGAAAAGUGCUGUCAGUAGUUACGAUAGACAUCUCUUAAAUUACUAUUCCAAGACUAUAGGUAUUAAGCAUAGCAGGAUAGUAGGAAAUUCUUGACCCAGCUGAUUAAUUCAAUUUAAUAUAUUUCAUGAGCUUGCCGUAAAUAGUUACCCUUGACUUGAUAAUUUAAUGUUUUUCUCUCUGUUCAGUACUAUAGCUAAAAUAGGAAAAGCAAAUACAAAGUUCAAAAGCAAAGAUACAGUAUUGCUGUUCUGACUAAUGUCAAGCCUUUUUUGAGAGCAUAAACUUGAAAACUAAAGCUCAAAAGAGAUUUACAUUUUCUUCCUCUUUUUACCUUUGAGAUAAUAAACUUGUUUAAAAGUUGCAUCUUCAGUGGACUACUGAAUUUGGAAAAGAUAUCAAGUUAUAUCUAUUUGGUGAACUUUAUUUUUAUCUUCUGUUCUAGAUUAUCAUGGAUUAGUCUGAAAUUUAAAAUUCUGACCAGUCUCUUUUCAUCUUUUUUCUAGUUUUCAAAAUAUUUACACUGUGCAUAUACACAAUUCCAAUUGUAUCAUAUUGGUGUUGAUAAUUUAUAUUCAGAUAAUAUUUUAUUACAUGGUUCCCCUUUACUAUCUCAAAAGGGGAUCAAAAAAGCAAACAUUCAAAGUAUGCAGUUUUUAGAUGUUAGAUUAAUUAUAUUACUUAAUAUUUUGAAACAAAAGCAGUGGCAGUAUAACACUUAAGUGGUUGAACAUAGUUUAUUUGUUCCAAUGACUGUAAAAUUUAUCAGAUUUAUUUAUUAGUCUGGUCAUUAAAGUAUGUAUUAUGUAAUUAUCCUUUUUAUGCAUGAUACAUAAGAAUGCCUUGUUUCAUUUCUCUAUUGAUGGCUUUAUUGUUUGGGGCUGCUUUUGAUUAAUGCAGUUUCCCUAUUGAGGGUUUUUACUUUUUAUAUCUCAAAGUAAAAUUAAAUUCUCAUAUGGUAACUACUAUAUUUAAAUAGUCCUGGAAAAACCAAACAGCUUUUUGCUGCUUCCUUAAUGGUAAUACCCUCGAUUCCUUGAUUCUAGGACAUGAAGUGCUCUGUCAGUUUUACCUUCACCCAAGACUGUCAUGUUGAAAAGUACUUUAGCUGUGGAAGAAAUCCUUCUAUGUUUUUAUUGUGAGAGGUAUGAUCAGCCUCAAAGCCUGUUUCUACUGUAUAAUGUGGACUGAUUAUUUUUUCUAUCACAGUAUUAACAAAUGGAUUUAUUGUAAAUACAAAGAAAAUAUAUUCAUUAAUAUACUAUUCUUAUGUCA